Drosophila mauritiana is the source of this 1386-nucleotide messenger RNA. RefSeq names its product ras-interacting protein RIP3. The record is from RefSeq and is a predicted model, not a curated record. Gene Ontology annotation, biological process: regulation of AMPA receptor activity; transmission of nerve impulse; positive regulation of synaptic transmission, glutamatergic. The transcript has 5 exons. Gene Ontology annotation, cellular component: AMPA glutamate receptor complex; postsynaptic density membrane. Lineage: Eukaryota; Metazoa; Arthropoda; Insecta; Diptera; Drosophilidae. Gene Ontology annotation, molecular function: voltage-gated calcium channel activity; channel regulator activity. Bases 1 to 1386 code for a protein of 461 amino acids.
AUGAGGGAUUAUCCUUCGGUGCCCAAUGUGUUUCGCGUGGCCUCCACGCACAGCAUCAACAGCGAGAACCCGUACAACAACAUUCGACCAGCGAAUGUAAUCUGCAACACCACCGAAAGGCCGCCGCUGCCCAUACACCAGCUGACCACCAGUGCAUCCAUCGAGCACAGCCACCCAUCGCAGCAGCCGCAGCACCAGCAGCAACAGUUGCUGCACCACCCGCAGCAGCAGCACCACCAGCAACACUCGCCCUAUGCAACAUUGCCGCGGGGCCAGCGACUCGCGCCGCAGCAGCAUCAGCAAGCUGGCCUAAUCAACACGAUCUCUGGCAGCAUUCCGGCCACGGGAUUUAGUUCCCUGGCCGGCAGCUUUAGUGAUCUUCAGUUGAACAACAUCGGUAAUCACAGCAGGAGCAACCACAACAGCAUCAGCAACAACCGACGACUGCAGCAGCAGCAGCAGCAGCAGCAGCAGCAGCAACAGCAGCAGCAACAGCAACAGCGGCAGCAGCAGCAGCCGCAGCAGCAGCGACUGGUGCCUCUUUUGAGUCGCCUCCAGCCAGCCAUAGAGGUGCAGCAGACGCAGCAACAUCAACAGACGCAGCAGCAACAUGUCCAGCGGAAGCAGCAGCAAGAGCGCCUGGCCAGCGGCGGUGCUGGUGCUCCCGAUCCGCAGGGAGGCAUCAGCAACAUGACCACCGUCAACGGGGGUUACCUGUGGCUCAUCACACCUGUUGCAGCCAGCAUUUCGGUGGCCAUUGUCAUCGCCGCUCUGGCCGGACCCCAGUGGCUCUUCACGGAGGAGAAGCUGCCCAAUGCCAACUACAAUGGGACGGCCAACUUCAAAGCCCUGGACGAUGGCGCCUACAUCACCAAGUACACCAAGUCCAGUCUCUGGAUAUUGUGCACCACUCUGCCAGGUCUGGAUGCUGAUUCGUAUAACUGCGUUAAGAUUGACUACUUUUCCAAUGAGGGUUAUCAGCCAGAUCCGCACGACUCAACCGCGGCAAUACCCUAUACGGUCACCAAGUCGUGUCCUAUUUUCCUGGCUGCUGGUGUAUUUCUAGUGAUCAGCUUCAUAGUUUUUCUGAUCCCCACUUGCUCGCAUCAAAACAAUCUGUAUUAUUUCAGCGCGGGAAUUCUUUUCAUUGUUAGUGGUCUAGUGAUGCUGAUAGGAUUGAUUGCCUAUAUAUCAAUACUGAAGGCGGAAAUCGGGUCGAAGUUGAGACCCCGGUCCACCCUUCAACCAGCCCUCAUCAAGGUCUCCUAUGGCCAGAGCUUCUUCCUCUUCGUCUUUGGAUUCAUUGUCACGGAAUUCGUUGGAGUCUUGAAUAUAUUCCUCUUCAUCAAUUUGCAGGAGGUUAGCUACUACAGUGUGAGUAACUGA